Messenger RNA from Seminavis robusta, 1881 nucleotides. The record is from the annotation of a GenBank genome assembly. NCBI's taxonomy places the organism in Eukaryota, Bacillariophyta, Bacillariophyceae, Naviculales, Naviculaceae.
AUGGAAUCAACUUCCAAACAAAGCAAUAGGAGUGUAUCUAGCAUCCGGGAUCAAGGCAAUCAUGAUGUACCACAUCCUCCUGGUGACAAGAAUACAAGGGACUUGGAGGCACCAGCAGCAACCAGUGAGGUGGGAGCCAUCCACACACUGCCUAGAAAUGGUUCAAGCCCGAGCGAUCAAAAGAGCAAGCGAGGACUUCGAAGAAAGAAGGUAGGAGCUGCCAUGGAUUCAGAUUCCAAACAAAGCCAUAGGAGCAUAAACAGCUUGCGGGGUGAAAUUGAAAAUCAUAAUGCCAUGCCGCAUCCUCCUGGUGGCAACGAUGCAAGGGAUGUGGAGGCACCAGCAGAAACCAGUGCAGUGGGAGCCAUCCAUACACUGCCUAGAAACAGAUCCGGUUUGACCCAGAGUGAUCACAAGAGCAAGCGAGGACUACGAAGAAAGAAUGUACCGGAGGAGUCACACUUCACAUCCGCCAAGCGAGAGCGACGUCCCUUUCCCAGAGACAAGUUCCCUCGAGCUGGUAGGGAUGCCAAGGGACGCGGAAACGACAAUGAACCAGACAUUCAUGUUGCUGCUGUCUCCAGCUCGUCUCUUUAUGAUGAGGAGGAUGAUGAAGAGGAAGCUACGUUUGGCGUCUCGAACGAUCCACCAGAAGCACCACUGCUGGAAGCCACCUUGGUGGAAGAGGAUGACCCCUCGGAUAUUCUCGUGGUAAUGGCAGAGCCGGCACAAGAAUUGGACAAACAGAACGGAUCACUCCAGGUACUUCCAGUCUCGGCAGCAGGGAAAUGGCUCUGUUUGAUCCUGGCCCUUUUGAUUACCGCAAUCGCAAUCACGGGCAUUACGUGUGGUUCGGGCCUCUGCGGCGACGAUGGUGGAUCAACACCAGAGGCGUCCAACGUUACUACUCCAGCGCCAUUAUUGACGAACGACACCUUGGUUGGGAACAUUUUUGAUCACGGAAACACAACGGAAACCACUCCGUCGCUGGCAUCCAACAACGACAAUCUCACAACAACAAGCAACAGCAACAACAACAACAACAACAACAACAGCACGAGCAAGCAAGGACGGCUUCGUCUCUACGAGGGACAGCGAUUGCUGAACGGGUUUGCGGGCAAUGUGACAUCACGCCGUAAUGCCACAACGGGUGAAAUGCUCUUGUUCUCGAAAACGCAACUCCAACCCAUGUCCAUCGCAGACACCGCAUACUUCUCUACAGUCGUCAAUGGCGGAACGGUCAACGUGUAUCUCCUGGUAUCCCUCCAUCUACCAGACCACGCCCUUCAGUCCUUGCAACGCGAAAGAAGCAACCCCAAUGCCCCGCUACGAAAAGCGCUAGAUUGGAUCUCCCGUAGCUAUUCGCUAGAAAUGUUAGACACAAUGGAGGGAUGGAGAAAGCACCAACUGUACGCUCUCGCAUGUGUCUACUAUUCCUUCGAUGGGGACACGUGGGAUAUCGGGGACCGGCAAGAGUGGUUGAAUCCGAUGUCCUCAGAGUGUGAUUGGACACUGGAGCCCACCGCCUACAAGAAUCGAGAAAUCUUCCAGAUUCAAUGCGAUGAGUCACAAGUUGUGAAAAGUUUGGACUUUGGUCACAUUACCGAUAUCGAUUCGGGGACGAUUCCACCCGAAGUGGCAAUGCUAUCGGCCUUGAAAUACCUUGCCAUUGGCAGUUCUCCCAGCUGGAGUGAACCGUUGGACAAGGUCGUCCCAACCACCCUUCGCUACAUGAAAAGCCUCGAAACGCUCCUGUUGUCCGACAGCAACCUUCAAGUUGCAUCUUGGUGGCAACCUGCUAUCUGGGGCACUGCCUACAGAGUUGGGACUGUUGGCAGAGAUGGAAACCAUCAAUCUGUCCCUGAACAAUUUCCAUCAUAA